Messenger RNA from Dioscorea cayenensis subsp. rotundata (Guinea yam), 1959 nucleotides. RefSeq lists its product as uncharacterized. The coding region runs from base 166 to 1755 and encodes 529 amino acids. The transcript is spliced from 9 exons. The record is from RefSeq and is a predicted model, not a curated record. Lineage: Eukaryota; Viridiplantae; Streptophyta; Magnoliopsida; Dioscoreales; Dioscoreaceae.
UCUCGCAAAGCUCGUCCAAAGUUCAAAGCAAAGCCUGAAGGCAUCGUCCCCGUUGAACAUGCGGAGAGAGAAACAGGUUAACCUUACUGGGAUGCAUUAAUUGGAAUGCUUGAUUAUAUCCGAGUCAAACAUAUGCACUAGUCAAGAAGCAAAUAUUGUUUCUGAAUGGCUGAUUGCGCUUCUCUACCGUCUUGUGUGCAUCUAAAGCUGCGCCAAAUUCAGCCCAGAAAAAUUAGUUUGAACCCCAGACAUGCGUUUGCUAGAAUGCUUAAAAGGGAGUGGUUCCCUCUCAGAAGUAGUCUCUCGAUUCAAUUUUCUUUACCUCAAGGUCAUGUUUGUGUCACUCCAAUUUUGUCUUGUGCUGAAGAAACUCUAUAUCUGAAAAGGAGUACCUCGAGGUGUUAUUGCUUUGGAUCCUUGUCAAACCCUGAGAGUUUAUGGUCACUGAAUUGGGUGCCUCUUGCUGAUCAAGUGCUUCUAAUAACAAGUAUAAUAUUUGCACAUAUGGCUGGAGUGGUACCGCAAGAGAGAAACUUUGGAGGAUACAAAGAUGAUGGUCGCAACAAGAACCAACUCCAAUAUUUUAUCUUUGUUAUUUACGUUAAAGUCACUUGUUUCUUGGGCAGAUCUGCUGAAAAUGGGAGUACAAAUACUUCCAUGGAUUCUUGGGAUGAAGUGAAAAAGAAACUCAUGGGUGCUUUAAAUGCAAUCCAAUAUAAUGUUGUGGCCAAAGGACUGAAUGAUCAAGCAAUUAGUUAUAAAACUGACAGGAAAAACCAUCCUCUAAGUCUACAUGCCAUUGCUGAGGGACCUAGGUUGCGAUUGUUUUUAUCUACUGUGCUCCAUCUUCAGAAAGAGUUGAAUGAUAUCUCUGGAAUUCAUGAAGCUGGUAUCCAAGAAGCUUGGCUGGAAACUGCAUCAGAACUUAUAAAGGAGUCUGUACAGCCAGUUUUCAUAAAAUGGCUGAAAGACGAAUUCACCCUGGAGAAUGAAGAGCCUGAUGUGAAUCUUUUGAAAAGAGUUUCCCUGAAAUUGAAGGAAGGUGAUAGAGUGCUACUAGGCGUUCUUAGAUGUGGGAAAGCUGAUCUUUAUGCAGAUCUGUUGUUUUUCCUUAAGUUUGGGUCUUGCAGGGCUGGGUGCUGUACUGAUAAGAAAUUCUUAGACCAAUUUGCCGUGGAUAUUUUAGAAGACCUGGUAAUUAUGCUGGCAGAUGUGAUCACAAAUAUUUAUCUUGAGCUUAUCUCUGUUGACAGUAGCAUGUCUAGUGAAAUGAAUGGCUUUGGUUCAAACUUAUGCUCUUUAUCUACCAGAGCACUUCAGAGGUUACGGAAUGAGGUGACACUGAGCCAGUGGAUUCAACAGAACUUUGAGUCAGUGGUCUCGAUGUAUGAGGACCGAUUUGAUUUGUUUGUUUUCUCCAAAAACAUAAUAGCGGACCCGGUUGUGAGCCAAGAUGAGAAGCAUUUUUGGUGGAAGAAACUUUCUUUCAAGAAGUCGACCACAGCUUCACAGUUGCAUCAUGUUUACAUGAGUUCCUUUUCCUUGCCUGUUAAAAGAACCAAGGAAUUAAGAGCCUUGGUUGGAUGGAGGUACUACUUCAGCUUGAUUCUUGAAUUUUCUGAUAUUACAAUGCCUUUUGUUAGAGCUGUUUUCGUGAAGAUCAGUGAUGCUGUAUCUUUCUUCCUUGUGUGUCUGAUCGGGAGAUCUCUAGGACUAAUAUAUACUGGGAUAAGGCAAGCCUUGGGCUUGAGGUGACACAAUGUUUUUAGGUUAACUCUCUUUUCUCCAUUUUUGCAUAUCUCCUUUCCUAAAAAUUAUGGAAGGAUGAUACCUAAUAGUUAUGAGUUUGUUUUCAUUGUAAUUGGAUCCUGGAGUGAAUAUUCACUGAUAAAGAUAGAAUCUUGCGGAUUACAGCUGAUAAAAUUUUCAUGUUGCUAAUUCCACUGAUAUGUUAGCAUU